This is a messenger RNA of Vespula pensylvanica (western yellowjacket), 940 nucleotides long. Its product is annotated as forkhead box protein B2-like. Lineage: Eukaryota; Metazoa; Arthropoda; Insecta; Hymenoptera; Vespidae. The transcript is spliced from 5 exons. The record is from RefSeq and is a predicted model, not a curated record. The coding region runs from base 313 to 642 and encodes 109 amino acids.
UGAGAUUGGUUCAUGUUUUAUUAAUCGAUCCAUUUUCUUCUUCGUUUCUUAUAUAUUGCGUCUUGUAUAAGCACAAAAUCAAUAUUUAUAAUUCGCCAACACGUAAUGAAAGUUCAUUGAAAUUCACGAGUUAUUUAUUAUGUGUUUAUUAUAGACAAAAUUCUUAACGAAAGGAUGAAAUGCCGUGAUAUAAGGAUCGUUAAAUGCGUUUAAUAUAAAACGAAGCUGUAAAACUUUCCAUGCAAAUGUGGAAGAAAGAGAAGUUAGAUCACCGAAGGAAGAUUUUGUUUCCAUCAAAGGAAGACCAUCGAGAUGAAUUCAUACAUCAUUGUCGUGUCCGUGUUCGGAAUGUUGACUGUGGCUUUAGCAUCGCCCGUACCUGGUCAUCAUGGCCACUCUCAUCAUGUAAUUCAUGUACCGUAUCACGUUCAUACGGUUCAUCAUCAUCACGUGAAAAAGAUUCACGUACCAGUUCAUCAUGUUAAAAAGGUACCAGUACCCGUACCGAUUCCGAUACACCAUGUGGAAAAGGUUCAUGUACCAGUACCUGUAGUCGAAAAAGUUCAUGUACCUGUACCAGUAGUUGAAAAAGUUCAUGUACCUGUUCAUGUACCAGUUCACGAAGAAAAGUCAUGGUGGUAGACAGAAUCUCUAAUGUUGUUAUUCGUUUGUUUUUGAUCGUUAGAUUAUAUAAUUUAGAAUUAUAGGAGAUGCGUUCUUUGAUCUCCGAAUAAUAAUAUAAGGAAAGAAACGAGUCAACGUUUCUCGUAAAAUACUCAUCGCCAAAAUACUUAUCGAAAGAAAGAUCAGUACAAAAUAGAUAUCGAUUUAUCAAUAGGAUAUAUAAAACCUUGGAUUACUACCAGGGGAUGGAAUAUGUGUGUGUUCAACAUGAAGAUUAAUUAAUAUAUGUACAUAUGCUUUUGCGUUGUGUUAUCCA